CUGUACUGGACAGUACUGCCGAUAUCAUCAUCCACAUUCAGAAUCAGAGCGUGGCAUAGCAACUUCACAGUGCAAGAGGAGUAUCGAGGUAUCACUGGUGGGAAGAAGGCGGCAUUUGCGUUGUUUCUGCCGGUGGUGUUUAUGUCUCUUUCCAAACAUUGUCCGCAUCUCAAUUGCCAUCUGCCCUACACCUUCUACAGGCAUCACACCAGCUUCCAUUCUUUACCGACCUGGUUCACUCCAAUUGACUAAGAAUCGAAAAUCACAUUCCUUGCUAGUAAACUUGUCGCUCUCUAUUCACAUUCCUUUGCCAGUCCGGUCGAAGUCUGGGGCAAACUCGAGACAAGAAAAGGAUGAAGCAUCAUCGUUCCGGCUACAGCGUCUUGCUGUUGCUAUUCGCCUUCGCGUCUCUCUUCACACUGUCGACGACUUCACCUCACGGAUCCCACCACGUCCAUGCUGCUCAUAACCGAGAGGAAAACCCUACAUCGACAACCCAAUAUCCUACUCCAGCCAAAGCGCAGGUCUCGCUCAACCCAGUGUCUCCUUGCUUCAAUGGUCAUUGUGCCACUGACACUCCUUUGCCGGAAAUCUUGCCAUGCUAUGCUGCGAACGGUACGACCUUCAAUGAAGAGUCCAGUACCAACUACACCUUAAUCUGUGAUAUCGACUUCCCUGGUCAGAAUAUCUACCCCUUUGUUCUCGCUGGUUCCUUCGACGACUGUCUGGCACAAUGUGAGAAGUACAAUGCCGAAAACAAUUCUGCCAGUCACUGUGCAGGCUUUGUCUUUGCACCUGAACGCGUCAAUGACUCCGACGAUUGCUAUCUCAAGUCAUCCCUGAUUGAUCCACUUCCAGCAACAAUCCACCUAGUUGGUGCUACAGUGGCCACACCUACUCCCACAUGCACUCCAGAAACAGCAAAGACACAACCUAGCCGACGCUCUGAGCAAGCAAGCACGUCCUCCGACUUGGUUGUCAAAGAGUUCAGAGUGUUGGGAAGUUCCACAAAUAAGCCUACAACUCAAUAUGUCAGUCAUGUACCAGCGACACCCCAGAAGCUUGCUAGCUCCGUCCUUGUCCCAGGUAUCAACACCGACCUCAUCACAGAAUAUCCGAUCGCAGGUGAUACAGGCGUCUGGUGUGGAGAUGACCUGCCAUCCAGUCCUAAUAUUGCAAAUAUGAAAGUCGUACCACACAUGUCAAGAGAUGGCGGAAAAGGAGGCACAAUUAAUGGCACCCACAUAUUCGUGUUUUGUGACACGGCCAGCUACCAGAUCAACACCACAUCCAAUACAAGUCUGAUGGUUGGAUUCGUUUCGAGCUCGGUGGCAGCUGAUGAUGGCAUGAAGGCGCUUUAUGGCCAACCACUCGACCUUGUUGACCACUUUGGUGAGUGGCAGGAUGAUGUUGGCAGGAUGAGAGGCUUUGCUCCAAUGACAGCCGGAGAAGAAUCUUUCAACAUUGCACUUUCAGGCAAUGGCUACCGUUAUGCUGUGUGGCCAGAGUCAUCACUCAUUCCACUCAACGCCUCACAUGCCCUGCUCUAUCCAUCAUUAGUGUAUGAUGUUGUCGACAUGGAUACCCAGGCGGCAGUGUUCAACAACCUGGGCAACAGUAUUCUCCUUGUGUCCGUUGACCUAGCCUACGGUCCUGGCGCGACUCGUGUGGUGAAGCAGCUCUAUCAACAGAACCAAACUACCUUCGGCACUUUGGGUGGUGUUCGCUCCUGGGGCUCAUCCGGCACAGGGGCUAACGACGGCAGCAUAUACUUGUUUGGCCAGACCGACCAUGGCGUCCUUGUCGCACGCACCACGCCGGAUGGCUUCUCCGAUCUGUCCAGUUACACCUAUUGGAAUGGCAGUUCCUGGUCCGGCGACAUGCCCUCACCGAGUUCGAACGCCACCAUGAUCGAUUUCGCUGUGCAAGAUCUCGAUGUGGUAUAUGUUCCAGCCCUCCGCAGUUUCCUCAUGAUCUACCUCAAUACUCUUGCCGACAACACUUUCUACUAUCGAUACCUGCCCCUUGAUUUGAAUGUGACCCAAAGUGGAUACUACGUCGACAAUAUCGUGACAGGCCAAUGGUCCGAAGAGAAGAUCCUAGCGAAUAUCACUGCCCCUGUCGAAGGAUACAUAUAUGCUGGUGGUAUGCACGCAGGAUACUUUGGCGACGACGAUAUCACCAAUGGUGGAUUGAAGAUGUUGAUUACCUGGACUGAACAUACUGGCGAGGAUGCGGCAAGCCCAGAUUCGGGAUACGCGCAUAAAUCAGCAUACAUCGAGUUCGGCACUGAAUGAUACUGGCCCGACUCCCUCACAUCGACACGGUCUUAUUCCUGGAUAUCAAGGGUAUUAUCACUAUGACCACAGACUUAUGAGGCACGAUUUGUGGCCAAGGAGCGGGUCUUCUUUUGGCAUAUUGUUUCCCGGUGGGCAUGGAAUAUGUACUUUCAGUUGAUCUUGCGG
This is a messenger RNA of Exophiala viscosa, 2465 nucleotides long. RefSeq lists its product as uncharacterized. The coding region runs from base 354 to 2297 and encodes 647 amino acids. The transcript is spliced from 2 exons. NCBI's taxonomy places the organism in Eukaryota, Fungi, Ascomycota, Eurotiomycetes, Chaetothyriales, Herpotrichiellaceae. The record is from RefSeq and is a predicted model, not a curated record.